Molecule: messenger RNA, 2826 nt
Organism: Ectocarpus sp. CCAP 1310/34
Lineage: Eukaryota; Phaeophyceae; Ectocarpales; Ectocarpaceae
Source: the annotation of a GenBank genome assembly
UCCGUGGGCACCAAUCGGAGUUCCAGCAUCGCCUGCAGUGACUACGUGGCCACGUUAACCAACUGUAACAUUAUGGUUUUGAGACCACACUCCCCGGUAGCUCUGGUGUGUGGGCUGCUGAAUGUGUGCGCUGCGUUCGUGCCCAGCAACACCGCCGGCGGGAUGGGGUUGACACCCAUCGCUGCCUCAGCACCUUGCCGACCUGCUGCUGUGUCUACAACUGAGUCGGCAGGCCACCCAGACCACCGGCGCCGCAUGGCGGUUACGAUGGCGAGCUCGGUGGCGCCGGCUCCGAGGACGAAAGCGGAAAAAACGAGCGAGCAAUUCAAGCUCAAGGACGGCGGCAUCGUGGAGUUUGGGAGCGGUCAGCGCGUUGAGGCUACAAUAUCCGGUGCUCCUCUGGAGAGCAUGCAGGCGUACAUUAGCGACCCCUCCCGCAUUGUGUACGCGUGCUGGGAGCACAAGGAUAUCACGGACAUGGGCGACGGCGUGUUUCGGAUGGCCUUCAGGGGGCAGAGCUUUCUGUCGAUCUCGAUCGAUAUGUCGGUAGAUAUUCAGCUGUGGACGGCGGAGGACGGCACGAUCCAGUGCAAGUCGGUGGGCUACUCGGUCGACGACAUGGCCAAGCUCUUGGGCCAGGAAUUCGUGGACACGUUCUUUUUGGAGCUGGAGGGGGAGCUGAGGGUGGAGGAGACGGUAACCAAGGUCAGGGCGCUGUCCCUGAAGAAUACUCGCUUGGGUGGUGACGUGGCAGUCACAAUAGGCGGCAAGAUGCCAGGCCUCUUGUCCGCGACGCCGGAACCUCUGGUCAAGUCGGCCGCCUUGGGGAUUAACAACAAGGUUCUCGAGUACGUGUCGAACACUUUCGUAUCCACCGUCGCCGGCGACUACCGAGAAUGGUCUAGAGAUCAAAGGCUGGCGAAAUAGGCUGGCCAAGAAAGAGCGGCGCUGCAGGAACGAACGGUCCGUGCUUAAUAUUGUGUGACACAACAUCUUCACGUUUCUUUCGCCGCCCUUGUCGCCGAUAUUGAUGCGCCACACUUAUGGCUGCGACAGGUAGGCCUGGUGAAUUUUUUUCAAACUCAAUUUCUAUGCAAAGACGUGCGCCGCGGCACGGCCCGCAGUAUGUAUGGAAACGGCGCUUGCUUAUAUGUUGCUAAAGGUUUAAUUUUCUUGGAAAACCUUGGAUAUCGUUCGCCUUUAUCUGAGAUAGCGCUGUCCCUUCGAAAUCUGGGACCGUGGGUAAAGUUGGAAAGAGUGAUUAGUGGAAGGAUGGAUGUACUCCUCCUCCUCCCCCUUCUGCAUUUUGUUUUUGGCGCUGAAGGUGUUACUCGCCCCCUUUGCCUCUCGGCGGUUUCUAGCCUUGACACGUGAAGAGACCUUGUUCACGGACCUAUUCAACGGAGCGCUUGCAGUCAACAAAAGAUACGUUAUGGGUACAUGUUCGAAACUAUCGUUCACGUUUUUUUUUUGUUGUGUAGCCGGAUCUGGGAAAAUGAUAUUCUCGAAGAAGCGUUCGGCUUUUUAAAAUGGACAAGGUGGUGCGAUAGACGAUAGGUGAUCUAGACAUGAGACUAGUGGACGUUUCGCCGCGUCAAACUCUCGGGCGGUUAUCCGGUUUCUGGAUGGGGUGCGUGUGAGAUAGUGAGACAUUGAACUGCAGCAAGCCCAACCUCAUAGAUAUUCCGGUGUGAUCCGUGAAUAUCUGGGAAAGGAAUAACGCCGAAGUUUGAAUAUCCCUUCCGUGCGAUGCAAUGGAAGCGUUUUGACGGGUACCUGCGCAUCGGGUGUGGCAUGCCCUCGAACUGGCCCGUGUUGGCGACUCGCGUACAACUGAACCGAGGGGUAACAGUUCAGUUGAUAGUAUCUACACCGCGUUCGUGUCUGUAUCACACACAUGUUCGCGUGUAGUGUACUUGUGCUACGACGCUAUUGUCAAGAUCGAUUCGUUUCUGGGAUUUGAUUUCAACGGACGUUUAUUUUUGGGUACAGUAGAAGCUUGUUCUUCUUCGCCCUUCUUCGGGCUGUGCAUUCGCUCUGAUAUAUUCCAACAGAUGAAAAUGCCUACAGACAGUUGGUUGUUCCUGAUGAGCGUUUCGAAAAGCCUUCGUACCUGCCGUACGUAUUCUUGAUGAGUGUGCUCAAUGGGUUUUCGUUGUAUGCAACAGCCUCCGUCAAAUAGGCUUUGCAACAGAGUACGUUUGAGCGUUUCUCUCUGCUACCAUCACGUCGUCACCCGUCAUGAGGAGCUGAUACCCAAGUGUGUGUGGUUGUGUGUCAUGUUUGCUGGCAUCGACCGUGCUAAAGGCUGAUAAAUGAAACGACGUCAGCGCAGUUAAACUCGGAAAAGCCUUGCAAAAGCCAUAAUCAGGGUGAGGGGAGGGUAACGGGGAAGGCUAGGCAUGUGUGGAGUGACCGUGUGUUUUGUUGUGUUGUGUUGUGUUGUGGAGUGUGGUUCUGGGGGCGUGCUCCGUCAUUCACAAGAAACACUGCAGGGUUAACGUGCAAACCGGGUCAUAGACUUUCAUUGUUAUGACAGCGUGAGGGGGCGUAAUAAGCUAUUCUCUGUAUAAAGGACAGAAACGGUAGCAGAUCAAGCCAAACGCACGCCUACCGUGGCAUCUGUACUUUCUACUCGUGCUCGUUUCGGCCCGCUUCGCACCUUGCUUGCUGCUUUCAUGCGCCAAUUCCUUGCGUAUGCCUAUGUGUGUCUUUUUAUUAACAUCGACCGCGCUAACCGGCUGAUCAAUGAAACGACACCAGUCUCGUCCGUACCGAGGCAAACAUAACAUUCUUUGUAGGACACGAUCUGGGACCCUGUGACUG